AUGACGAGACUAAGGAGAAAAGAGCUCGGAAUCUCAUGCAUGCUAAACACGGAGGUCGGCGCCGUUCUCGCCGUCCUCCGCCGCUCCUCUGACGGGGGCCACUACUUCGCGGCGGAGGAAUGCUACGACACCCCGAUCUCCCAGUCCCUCAAAUCCCUCCGAGCCCUCAUCUUCAACCCCCAACAAGAAUGGCGCAACCUCGACCCCUCGCUCUACCUAUUGCCAUUUCUCGACGUCAUCCAGAACGACGAGGCCCCCGCAGCCGCCACCGGCCUGGCCCUCUCCUCCGUCUUCAAGAUCCUCAAGCUCGAAAUCUUCGACCACAAAACCCCCGGCGUUAGGGAGGCCAUUAACUCCUCCGUCGCCGCCAUCACCAGCUGUCGCCUCGAGAAGACCGACCCCGUCUCCGAAGACGCUGUUAUGAUGAAGAUAUUGCAGGUGUUGACGGCGAUCAUGGCACACUCGGCGUCGAUCUGGCUGACUGACCAGGCGGUGUGCAUGGUCGUGAACUCGUGCUUCCAGGUGGUGCAGCAGUCUGCGAGCCGGGGCGAUUUGCUGCAGCGCAGCGCCAGGUUCACGAUGCACGAGCUGGUGCACAUAGUGUACUCGCGGCUGCCGGAGGUGGAGGUGACGGACUGGGAGAAUUCGGAGUCGGACACGGAGGACAGCGCGCUAGACGAUUCCGGGUACGGGAUCAGGGCGGCGGUUGAUAUCUUCCAUUUCCUGUGCUCGUUGUUGAACGUGGUGGAAGUGGUGGAAUCCGACGGGGUGACGUACCAGACCGCGGACGAGAGCAUUCAGCUUUUCUCCCUGGUUUUGAUCAAUUCCGCCAUCGAGUUGAGCGGCGACAGCAUCGGCAUGCACCCCAAGCUGUUGAGGAUGAUCCAGGAUGACCUGUUCCACCACCUCAUUCACUACGGAUCGUGCUCCAGGCCCCUCGUUUUAUCCAUGAUUUGCAGCACUGUCUUGAACAUCUAUCACUUCCUUCGCAGGUCAGUUCGCCUUCAACUGGAAGCCUUCUUCUCAUUCGUGUUAUUCAAAGUGGCGGGUGCAACCAACACAUUAGCCCUCCAAGAAGUGGCAGUGGAAGGCCUGAUAAACUUCUGCAGGCAGCCCACAUUCGUGGUGGAAGCCUACGUCAACUACGACUGCGAUCCCACUUUCAGGACUGUUUUUGAGGACACAGGAAAGCUCCUAUGCAGGCACGCAUACCCUUCAGGUGGAGCUCUCACCAGUUUGCAGCUCCAAUCCUUCGAAGGCAUAUCCACCAUCAUCCACAACAUCGCAGACAACAUCGACAGGGAAGGCGACAACACCCCCUCAGGACCCUACCCCGUCGAGAUUGGCGAGUACAGACCCUUCUGGGAGGAGAGGGUGAAAGAGGAUGAGGAUUUGGAUACGUGGAUUGACUUUGUGAGGGUUAGGAAGGCUCAGAAGAGGAAGAUUUUGAUUGCUGGUGACCAUUUUAGCCGCGACGAGAAGAAGGGGUUGGAGUACUUGAAACAUUCGGGUUUGGUGUCAAAUAGUUCUGAUCCUAAAGCUUAUGCUAUGUUUUUCAGAUACACACCAAAACUAGACAAGACUGCCAUUGGGGAUUUCCUUGGAGAUCCUGAGGAUUUCCACCUUAAAGUCCUGAAAGAGUUCACAGACACGUUUGAAUUCACUGGAAUGGUAUUGGAUAAUGCCCUGAGAACUUACCUGGAAUCUUUCAGGCUGCCUGGAGAAUCCCAGAAGAUUCAGAGGGUUCUUGAAGCAUUUGCUGAGAGAUUCUAUGAGCAGCAAUCUUCUGAAAUCUUUUACAGCAAAGAUGCGGUUUUUAUCCUGUGUUAUUCUGUGAUUAUGCUCAACACGGAUCAGCACAAUCCCCAGGUGAAGAAGAAGAUGACAGAAGAUGAAUUCAUCAGAAACAACAGAGCAAUCAAUUCAGGUCAGGAUCUCCCCAGGGAAUACCUCUCUGAGCUUUUCCAGUCCAUUUCUGCCAAUGCAAUCCUCUUUGAUUCCGCUGGAACUCCUCAAGAAAUGAGCCCGAAUCAAUGGAUUCAGCUAAUCAACCGAUCCAAGCGUAUGAAUCCCUACAUAAUGUGUGAUUUCGAUCGUCGUCUAGGCAGGGAUCUGUUCGCUUCGAUUGCAGGCCCUUCAGUUGCUACUUUAGCAGCCAUUUUCGAACAGGCGGAUGAGGAAGAAGUCCUCCAUGAAUGCAUUGAAGCAUUGUUUUCAAUUGCCAGGAUUUGCCAGUACGGCCUAGACGACACCCUGGAUGAGCUCGUCUGCACUUUCUGCAAAUUCACAACACUCUUGAACCCCUACGCGUCCGCAGAAGAAACACUAUACGCUUUCAGCAACGACAUGAAGCCCCGAAUGGCUACUCUGGCGGUUUUCACCAUAGCCAACAACUUCAAGAACUUCAUCAGAGGCGGAUGGAGGACGAUCGUCGACUGUCUCCUGAAGCUCAAGAAGCUAAAACUGCUCCCACAAUCCGUGGUUGAGCCCGAGGCUAAAACCCGCCACGAAAGGUCUGCUUCGACGUCUAUUUCAGCCAGCCAGGACUCGAAAUUCGGGCGAAAGCGCCACCCUUGUGGAGUAGCUGGGAGAUUCUCACAGUUCUUGUCAAUGGAUAAUGUAGAAGAGUCUCUAAACAUGGGUGUGAGCGAAUUCGAGAACAACUUAAAAAUCAUCAGCCAAUGCCGCAUAGGCAGCAUUUUCAACACAAGUUCAUCUCUCCCUGAAGAUACAGUCCAAAAUCUAGGGCGUUCCCUCAUAUACUCUGCAGCAGGGAAAGGCCAGAAAUUCAGCACUGCAAUUGAAGAGGAAGAAACUGUAGGGUUUUGCUGGGAUUUAAUUGUGGCAAUUGCCUCAGCCAAUAUUAAUAGACUCCCUACUUUUUGGCCUUACUACCAUGAAUACCUCCUAGAUGUCGCCCAAUACCCUCUCUUCUCACCCAUCCCAUUUGCAGAAAAAGCCAUUGUUUCUCUCAUGAAAAUCUGCCUCAAACUCCUGUCCUCAUUCCAGGCUGACAAAGCCCCUGAAGAACUCAUCUUCAAAUCCAUAAACCUCAUGUGGAAACUCGAAAAGGAAAUCCUGGACACAUGCUCUGAGUUCAUAGUCCACUCUGUAACCAUAAUCAUGAACGAGUACCCCGCGAAUCUCCAAACCGUCCUGGGCUGGAAAUCUGUCCUACAUUUGUUAGCCAUCACGGGGCGCCACCCGGAAAUGUAUGAUCAGAAAGUCGAGGCCGUGAUCAACCUAAUGUCCGACGGGGCUCACAUUUCCAGGCUAAAUUACCCUUUCUGCAUUGAAACAGCAUUCGGGUUUGUCGCCCUAAAGAACAGCCCCCUGGAAAAAAACAUAAAAAUCAUGGAUUUGAUGACAAACACUGUAACAUUAUUAGUUAAUUGGUUCAAAAGCGGUUACAGCGAUCCCGGCGGGCCCUCGUCCGAGGAAAACAAAGCGCUCAUGUCUCCGAAUUUCACGGUGUCCUGUUUCGUGAAACUAGGAGAGGCAUUCAGGAAAACAAGCUUAUCAAGAAGAGAAGAAAUUAGAAACCACGCGGUCAUCUCCCUACAGAAAAGCUUCUCCUUAGCCGAAGACCUAGGGUUUACGCCCUCCAACAUUGUCAACUGCUUCAAGCUCGUGAUCUUCGCGAUGGUGGACGACCUGCACGAGAAGAUGCUGGAGUAUUCGAAGCGGGAGAACGCGGAGAAGGAGACGAGGGGGAUGGAGGGGACUCUGAAGCUCUCCAUGGAGAUGUUGACUGGGGUUUAUUUGCAGUAUUUGAAGCUGAUCUCAGAGAGCCCGGAUUUCAGGGGGUUUUGGAUGGGGGUGUUGAGGAGGAUGGAUACUUGUAUGAAGGCUGAUUUGGGAGAGUAUGGGGAGUCGAGGUUGCAGGAUAAUAUCCCGGAAUUGCUCAAGAAAAUGGUGUCCACCAUGAAAGAGAAAGAGAUUCUUGUGCAGAAGGAAGAUGAUGAUCUUUGGGAAAUGACGUAUAUUCAAAUCCAAUGGAUUGCUCCUUCGCUCAAGGAAGAACUGUUCCCUGAUAAUUGA
Molecule: messenger RNA, 4041 nt
Organism: Ipomoea triloba (trilobed morning glory)
Lineage: Eukaryota; Viridiplantae; Streptophyta; Magnoliopsida; Solanales; Convolvulaceae
Product: ARF guanine-nucleotide exchange factor GNL2-like
Exons: 3
Coding region: 1-4041 (1346 amino acids)
Biological process (GO): regulation of ARF protein signal transduction
Molecular function (GO): guanyl-nucleotide exchange factor activity
Source: RefSeq, a predicted model, not a curated record